CCGUGGCGUCAGUUUGGGGUGUCUGCAUGGGCGUCGCAUUGCUCGUCGUCGGAAAGAGAUAUGAUAUCGAUUUUUGGACGGCAAGGAGCUUUUACUUUCUCGCGGGACGGGUAUUGGACAUACAAUUUGAGAUAGAAGGAGAGGAGCACCUUAAGACAAAACCAGCAAUCUUACUUGGGAAUCAUCAGAUCUUUGCCGAGACACGCGUUCAGAAUUUACAAGCUGACGUCUUCUCUUUAUCUAUAUAUUUUAACGCGCUGAUGUCAUUUCACUCUUAUAGGAUAUUCCCGCGUGCCACGGUCAUUUCUGCGAAAAAGGAGCUACGAUGGGUUCCCUUCCUUGGACUAUUCAUGAUGGCAGGAGGAAACAUCUUCCUUGAUCGAAGAAACCCACAGGUUGCGAUCAAAUCUCUCAGAACAGCCGGCGAGACCAUGAAACGACGAAAACUGAGCCUAUGGGUGUUUCCAGAGGGCACAAGAACUUUGAACAAGGAGACAGACAUGAAGCCAUUCAAGAAAGGUGCAUUCCAUGUCGCAGUACAAUCGGGUCUACCACUCGUUCCCGUGUUGUGUGAGAAUUAUUGGAAAAUCUACCACCAAGACGUGUUUGGCAAGGGAACUCUCAAGAUAAAGAUCCUACCUCCGAUCGAGACCACUGGUCUGACCCCUGAAGACGUUCCCGACUUGGCCAUUCGUACUAGGGAGAUCAUGCUCAAGGCUUUACACGAGAUCUCUACUCCCAAUGACGCACCUUCAACUGACAGGAAUGCCCGAAGAAAAGAGAGAGAUUCUUCCCUAAUGCCGCCUCCACCCGUCCCGUCCGCAGACAGCAAGUCAAUUGGCAUCACUGAGAUCAGACCAGCAGGACAAGCCUCGUCCGCGGUCAAGGUCUCUGAUUCCGAUAGCUCUAGACAGAGGACUCCGUCACUGGCCCGGAGUGUAGUAUCCGUGUCCGACAAUGGCAGCCAAGAGACCGAGGAAGAGGACGGCCACGUCCUGGAUGGGAGGAAGAUUCUCGAGUGGGGCGAACCCGUCACACGACUUUUUUACAACAACGCUACAAUCGAGUAUAAAGACUUACGAGAUACGAUGAAUUCUGCAGGCCCACAGGACACGAUCGCCACAGACCAUCACAUGGCAGAUCCUGACGAAACCAACCCCUCCAAGGGCAACCUGAACGAUAAAGGCGACGAUUAUGUCUAUUUCAACCGAUCUACCGCUGGGUUCUCAGACGAUGUGAUCCCCAGAGCAAAAGCGUUCCAGCUCAAACUGGAACAUUACUACAAAUUAGCAGUGGAGGCUGCUGUACAGAGAAACACCCGUCGCGUGGAGAUUGAAACAAAGUUGGUCAAUGAUGCAUCAAUGUCGGACGAGAAAAAACGCAAGCAGUUGGCUCAAUUAGGCAAGACCGAGUCCACCUUUUUACGAUUGAGAAGGACGAAGAUCGGGUUGAAUGACUUUAGGACUGUCAAGCUGAUUGGAAAGGGAGCGUUUGGAGAGGUUCGGUUG
Acaulospora colombiana is the source of this 1508-nucleotide messenger RNA. NCBI's taxonomy places the organism in Eukaryota, Fungi, Glomeromycota, Glomeromycetes, Diversisporales, Acaulosporaceae. The record is from the annotation of a GenBank genome assembly.